AUGGCCAACUCCAUCGGCGGCACCUCUGCCGACAAGUUCGAUCUGGAUCCGCUAUGGCAGAAUCUCGAUUGGGCGAUAGGGCAGAUGAUGCUCAUGGGCUGGGAUGGCACCCAAGUGACGCCUCAGAUCAGGAGCCUCAUUGAGGACCACCACCUCGGCUCCAUCAUCCUGACGGCCAAAAACCUCAAAUCGGCCCAUCACACUGCGUUGCUCGUCCAGGAGCUUCAGAUGAUCGCCAAGAACUCGGGCCAUCCGCAGCCGCUUCUCAUUGCCGUCGACCAGGAGAAUGGCGGCGUCAACAGCCUCUUCGACGAGGACUUCGUCUGCCAGUUCCCCAGCGCCAUGGCCAUUGCUGCCACCGGCAGUCUCGAACUGUCGUACGAAGUCAACAAGGCGACGGCUACCGAGAUCUCGGCCUGCGGCGUGAACCUCAUGCUGGGCCCGGUGCUAGACGUCCUGAACAAUGCGCGCUAUCAAGUCAUUGGAGUGAGAGCCUCGGGUGACGAUCCCCAGGAGGUAUCGCAGUAUGGACUGGCGGCCCUGAGCGGGAUCCGCGACGCGGGUGUGGCGUCUUGUGGAAAGCAUUUCCCUUCGUACGGAAACCUCGACUUCCUCGGCUCCAACCUGGACGUUCCCAUCAUCACCCAGACGCUGGAAGAGCUGAGCCUCAGCGCGUUGGUGCCCUUCCGGAACGCCAUUGCUUCCGGCAAACUAGAUGCCAUGUUCAUUGGCGGUUGUGGCAUCUCUAAUCCCUCCAUGAAUGUUAGCCAUGCCUGUCUGUCCGAUCAGGUUGUUGACGAUCUCCUUCGAAACGAACUCGGCUUUAAGGGCGUUGCCAUCUCAGAAUGCCUUGAAAUGGAGGCGCUGAGCCAGGACCUUGGUGUGCAGAACGGCGUCGUCAUGGCCGUAGAGGCGGGAUGUGAUAUCGUGCUCCUAUGUCGUGCAUACGAUGUUCAGUUGGAAGCCAUCAAGGGCCUCAAGCUCGGUUACGAGAACGGCAUCAUUACCAAAGAGAGGAUCUUCACCUCUCUCAAGCGAAUCUUUCACCUCAAAUCGACAUGCACAUCUUGGGCGAAAGCGCUCAAUCCUCCGGGGAUCAACCUCCUCUCUCAAAUCCGCCCCUCUCACCUGGCUCUAUCUCGGCGAGCUUAUGACGAUUCCAUCACCAUUGUGCGGGACAAGGAGAAGCUGCUUCCCCUCUCCCUUUCGAUGCAUCCCGGCGAAGAGCUGCUCCUGCUAACGCCCUUGGUCAAGCCACUGCCGGCUUCCUCGUUGACCAAGAGCCUGCUCGAGUCGAAGAACGAUCCAUCCUUGAUCAGCACCGAACACGAUCGGUGGAGUCACCAAAUCCGAGAAAGAAGCGCCAUCAUGAGCGGCGAAGGGGUCUUUCGAGAAUUUGGCAAGACCUUGGCAAGAUACCGCAACGAGAAGCUUCUGCACACGAGCUACACGGCCAACGGCGUAAGGCCAGUGCACGAAAACCUCAUCAACAGGGCAUCAUGCAUCAUCAUCUUCACGGCAGACGCAAACAGAAACCUGUACCAGGCCGGCUUCACCAAACAUGUCGACAUGAUGUGCUCCAUGCUCCGCAGCAGAGGGCAGAAGAAGCAGCUCAUUGUUGUCGCCGUGAGCUCUCCAUACGACUUUGCCAUGGACAAGUCCAUAGGCACUUACAUCUGCACAUACGACUUUACGGAGAAUGCCAUGGCUGCUCUGGUCCGGGCGUUGGUCGGAGACAGCAACCCCGUCGGGACCAUGCCGGGCACGCUGCGAAAGAGCAAAAAGGUCCUCAAGUCUCGGCAGCAUUGGCUGGUGGAGGAGUUUGACGGCAACCGAGAUCGAAAGGGGUUGAACGACCUCAUCCGGGCUGUGCACAGGGCCAGCGACCAAGAUUUCCGCUACCUGCAGACCGCAACCGCCGACACUUUUGUUCUUGCCAACCAGAACAUCAAGGAGACCCAUUUCGUGGUUCGAAACAGUAGCACGCAAGCCCUGUACGGCUUUGCCGCGACGUACUUUGUCCAGAACGUGGGCAUUCUCGGAGCGCUCAUUGUCGACCCGACCAAGCGCAACAUGUCGAUCGGCCGGUCGCUUCAUCGCCGAGCCAUCAAGAACUUGACUCAACAGAGGGGCAUCAAGAAAGUCCAGCUGGGGUCAUGCUUUCCCGCUCUCUUCCUAGGAAUCCCUCUCGACAUUGAAGUGACGACGACCAAGGAAUGGUUUAGCAACAGCGGAUGGGACACGCAGUUCCCACGGAGGCUUACCAACAUGGUGAUCCACGAUCUGAGCGCCUGGUACGCCCCCGAGGGCCUAUCGCAGAGCAUCCAGCGGGCCAACAUCAGCUUUGACCUGAUAUACGGCGUGGAAAGCGGAGAUACCGUGAUGCACCAUGUGCGAACGCACGCAAACCCGGAGGUCCUCGAGCUCUACCGCACUGCCCUGGAGGAAAGCAAGGCCUGCGGCAUUGUGCGAGCCAAGGAUGCAGCAGGGAACCUGCUGGGGACCAUUAUCAUCUGCCGGCCAAACAGCCCCCUCGCUCGAUACGUUCCGCCGCUGGUGUCUCUGGGACAAGACAUUGGCGGUCUGCUGGCCCCGAUUGUUCCUCCGGCUCCCCUUUCGACGCUGGUGCUGCAGGGCCUUGCUUUGAUGGGUGUUCGACAGAACAAGGGCCACAAGGCGACAAAGUCGGUGUUGAGCUGGGUUGUCGAUGAUGCGUAUGAGCCGCUCGUGGCGAUGGGAUUUGAUGUUUUGCAGGCAUUCGAGGAGAUUACGAAUUCCCCUGAAACAUUCCAAACUUGA
This is a messenger RNA of Trichoderma citrinoviride, 2799 nucleotides long. RefSeq names its product glycoside hydrolase family 3 protein. The record is from RefSeq and is a predicted model, not a curated record. The transcript is spliced from 6 exons. Bases 1 to 2799 code for a protein of 932 amino acids. Gene Ontology annotation, biological process: carbohydrate metabolic process; peptidoglycan turnover. Gene Ontology annotation, molecular function: hydrolase activity, hydrolyzing O-glycosyl compounds. Lineage: Eukaryota; Fungi; Ascomycota; Sordariomycetes; Hypocreales; Hypocreaceae.